Messenger RNA from Prorocentrum cordatum, 954 nucleotides. The record is from the annotation of a GenBank genome assembly. Lineage: Eukaryota; Dinophyceae; Prorocentrales; Prorocentraceae.
AGAGUGUUCGCUGUGGCCUAGCCCCUCGCCGCCGUGGGCCCGCGGCCCCCUCCUCCCCCGCCGGCCCGCAGCCCGCCCCUCGGGAUGGCCGCCGCGGUGGGCUGGCACACGGUGCUGCUCAGAGGAGGUCUGGAACGCAUCUGGGCAGUGCAGGCUCCCAGCGUUGGACGGCGGCCUGCGAUACACGCAGGUCGCCGCGGGCGGGUGGCACACCGCGCUGCUCCGGAGCGACGGGCGUGCCGCGUCCUGCGGCUGGAACGCCGACGGCCGGUGCGACAUUCCUGCCCUGGACGGUGGGCUGACCUACACGCAGGUCGCUGCGGGUGGCCGGCGCACCGUCCUGCUUCGCAGCGACGGGACGGCCCCGUGGCAUGCGGGUGGAACGACGUCGGGCAGUGCCGCCUUCCAGAGCUGGACGGAGGCCUGAGGUACACGCAGGUGGCCGCGGGCGGCGAGCACACGGCGCUGCUCCGGAGCGACGGGGCGGCCGUGGCCUGCGGGUGGAAUGGGUCCGGGCAGUGCGACGUCCCAGCUCUGGGCGGAGGCCUGGCCUACAUGCAGGUGGCCGCAGGCGGCGAGCACACGGUGCUGCUCAGGAGCGACGGGACGGCCGUGGCCUGCGGGUCCAACGAGCAUGGGCAGUGCGACGUUCCAGCUUUGGAUGGAGACCUGACCUACACGCAGGUGGCCGCAGGCGGCGAGCACACGGUGCUGCUCAGGAGCGACGGGGGUGCCGAGGCUUGCGGCAGGAGCAGGCACGGCCAGUGCGACGUGCCGGCGCUGGAGGUGGGCCUGACCUACACGCAGGUCGUCGCGGGCGGUAAGCACACCGUGUUGUUCAGGAGCGACGGCACGGCCCAGGCCUGUGGCGAGAACACGUAUGGACAGUGCGACCUGCCUUCCUCGGGUGCCGCCAGAGGCGGCCCUGAACCAGGGUGAACCCAGCUGCUCGCG